GUCAUUUGGUCUGUACAUCUCUACCUUAGCUUCACACACACACAGCUUUUUACCUUCCUCUAUUUCAAGCCAACUAUAACCUAAAUUUCAUAACUACACUUACAAUCACCACCAUACUCAAGCACCACAAACAUGAGGCCUAAAGCAAAUCAAACCCUCAACAUCAAGUUCCUCAUUGUAGCGGUGUUGGUUUCAUUCUUCAUCCUCUUCGUGCUCAGAUCAAACUUCUCUACUUCCACUCCAAAUUUGUCUCCAAGAUCUUCCCAAGCUGCUUCUCUCUCCAUUCCCAAAUCUUCGACCGUACACGAUGACGGUGCAAAAGGCUCAUUACACUCCUCAACAGAAGAUUGUUCCCUAUCGUGCACCAAGCUUUCGCCUUCGAUAUCCAAAGCUCUCAUCCACUACGCAACCUCAACAAUAACCCCGCAACAGACUCUGAAGGAGAUUUCAGUGUCAGCAAGAAUCUUGGAGAAGCAUUCGCCAUGCAAUUUUCUCGUGUUCGGAUUAGGCCAUGACAGCCUCAUGUGGAGCACACUAAACCACGGCGGCAGGACGGUUUUCCUGGAGGAGGACGAGGCGUGGAUCGAGCAAAUAAGGCGGCGGUUCCCCACGCUGGAGUCCUACCAUGUCGGGUGAUGGGAUUUGAUUAUGGUGGAUGCGCCUACAGGGUACUACGAUGAAGCGCCGGGGCGGAUGACGGCCAUAUACACGGCGGGAAUGAUGGCUAGAAACAAAGAUAGCGGUGAGACACAUGUUUUUGUUCAUGAUGUUAAUAGGAAUGUGGAAGACAAAUUCUCCAAAGCGUUUCUUUGUGAAAAAUAUAUGAAGCAACAAGAAGGGAGGCUUAGACACUUCCAAAUUCCUAGUUACAGGGAUGAUUUUGGGAGGCCAUUUUGCCCUUAGUUUGCUUUAUAUAUAUCAUAUCUCGUGUUUUCCCCCCUUUUCCUUCCUUUUACUUUUUAUUUUUAAUUUUUUACCUUUUAUAAUUAAAGAUGAUUUUGCUCUCCUUUACUCAUUUUUGGUUGGAGGAAAAAAAUUAAAUAAGAUAGUUCGCCCUUUUAUUUCUAA
Messenger RNA from Arachis duranensis, 1068 nucleotides. Its product is annotated as glucuronoxylan 4-O-methyltransferase 1-like. The record is from RefSeq and is a predicted model, not a curated record. NCBI's taxonomy places the organism in Eukaryota, Viridiplantae, Streptophyta, Magnoliopsida, Fabales, Fabaceae. Gene Ontology annotation, biological process: xylan biosynthetic process.